AUGCCCGGCCGCUUCGGGGAGGAGAGCGAGGCUGUCCUCGCGCUGAUUUCUGGCUCCCUCGACCAACCAGCGGGGGAGGCGGGCGCAGGCUCGGCCCCUCGGCGCCGCGGGCCGGCGCCGGCGCUCCCCGGGGGCCGCGGGUGCUCCCCGGCCGGCUCCCGGGAUGCUCGGGGCGCCCGGGGAUGCCGGCGCGCAGACCUGGAAUGGAAAAUUAUCUAUGUGGGCUCUGCAGAAAGUGAAGAAUACGAUCAAGUUUUAGACUCUGUUUUAGUGGGCCCUGUUCCUGCAGGAAGGCAUAUGUUUGUAUUUCAGGCUGAUGCACCUAAUCCAGGACUCAUUCCAGAUGCAGAUGCAGUAGGUGUAACAGUUGUGCUAAUUACAUGUACCUAUCGAGGUCAAGAAUUUAUUAGAGUUGGUUAUUAUGUUAAUAAUGAAUAUACCGAGACAGAAUUAAGGGAAAACCCACCAGUAAAACCAGACUUUUCCAAGCUUCAAAGGAACAUUCUAGCAUCCAAUCCCAGAGUCACCAGAUUCCACAUUAAUUGGGAAGAUAACACAGAAAAACUGGAAGAUGCAGAGAGCAGUAAUCCAAAUCUACAAUCACUUCUUUCAACAGAUGCAUUACCUUCAGCAUCAAAGGGAUGGUCCACAUCAGAAAACUCACUAAAUGUCAUGUUAGAAUCCCACAUGGACUGCAUGUGACCACUUGCCAUCCCUUUAGUACAAAUUAAGCUAUAAAAACAUACAGAACUAUUUCCCUGAAAUUCCGUAAGUACAUAGUCAAGAUACAAUGUGAAGAAUUUGUUUAAAAAACAUCCUGUAGAAAGUUUAUAAGAAAACCAGUAUUUGAGCAAAUUGUGGAAUAUAAAUACAACUAUUUUUAAGUAAUUUUUUUCUCUAAUGUGUUAUUUUAUUUGUUCUGAAACUAAUCUGAUUAAAACAUAUAUUAUUUUCUUCUCUAUAUGUAAUUAAAGCACUUAUAAAGAAAAAUCAAUCAGCAGACCAGGUUGUAAAGAUGUCUUAGCCUCUUGGACAAUAAUCUUUGGACCACUAUUUUACUAACUUUGGAAAGAACAGAGUUCGCAUCAACUAAAAUGUGUCUUCCUGUGAUAACACAAAAUUUGGUUUGAUUUAAGGGGCAACUUUCCAUUCUUUCUUUGGGGCAUGUCCUUAAAGAAGAGACUUGAAGUCGACUAUAUGCUACUAAGAAUUUUAGAAUCUGAUUUUCCAGGCCACCUUGAAGCCUUUUGUAGCUGCUAUUCGGUUUGUGUAAUGUUAGCAUUCAGUUUGGUUUCUAAGUUAACAAAUGUGGUUAACUGUUUAUAAGGUCCUCUGGUUAUGAUUUUUGUUUUUAUAACAGUUUAGGACAUCAGAACACUUCCUGAAUCAUACAUCAUUAUCACCCAGUGAAUUCAGUACGUGAAGAACAGAUACAAACUCCCUAAGUUUAAGAAUAGGAAAGUAUGACUUGGUUCUGUUCAUUAGAUUUAUAAAAAUACUAUGGACUCAACUCUUUAAAAGUGUUUUGAUAGGUCAUCUGUUGUUAGCAGCAUUUAUAUAAAAACAGUGGAUUUGGAAAGAUAUUUAGCUUUGUCAUAAUAGAUAGGUUACUAUUUUGGAACUAUAUAUAUUUUCACAUGUACUCUUCUCCAUAUCCCCUGACAUUCAUGCACAAUAAGAUUAGGCAUAUUUGUGGCUAACAUAUUCUAGAUAGCUUUUCCAGAUAAGUUUUUUAAAAGCAGUCUUGGAAAGGAAUGCAUUAACUAAAUGGGCCAAAAGUUUCUUUUUUCUUUUCUUUUUUUUUUUUUUUUUUUUGAUGAGAGCUAGGUCCUUCCUCAAAAAAGUUUCUUAUUCUCCAUUAAAUUAAGUGUAGAAUAUUCUCAUUAUUCUUGCUGGUAAGCAAGACAUUAGCCAUAUGAUGCAGUUAUGCAGUGCCUUCAUAUCUAAAACUUUUAUACUGCACUUUUUAAAGCUUUUAUUUUGAGGAAGGGAAAGGGGCAUUUGUCUGAAUAUGGAUUCUAAGUUGUAUAUAUUUCCUGUCAUUCUAAAAAGUGAAUUUGUGAAGCAAAAUUUUGCUAAAUGUUAAACUUUGAAAUUUAAUAUACCAUAUUAUUAAAAUACUGUCCACUAACUAGUUCAUAGACUUUAAAAGUAAAAUAUGUCCAACUGUUAAAACAAUAUGAAGAAAAUUUCAUUUUUGUCUACUUGCAAUUAAAAGAAAAUGUUAAAAUAUUAAAAUGAAAAUAAAAGUAAUAAUUUCCAACCAAGAGCUCAGUGAUUAAUAUAACAGGAACACAAUAUUAGAAAUAAAGCAUAUAUAAGCCAAAUUA
Molecule: messenger RNA, 2330 nt
Organism: Vicugna pacos (alpaca)
Lineage: Eukaryota; Metazoa; Chordata; Mammalia; Artiodactyla; Camelidae
Source: RefSeq, a predicted model, not a curated record